GAAGCGGGCGUAGGCCGGCCGGCUCGUCCUGGGGCCAUGGCAGCAGCAGCGGCUGCAGCCGAGGGGGUCCCGGGUCGGGCACCUGUCGGGGAGGUGAUUCAUCUGAAUGUGGGAGGCAAGAGAUUCAGUACUUCCCGCCAGACCCUCACCUGGAUCCCAGACUCCUUCUUCUCCAGUCUUCUGAGCGGGCGCAUCUCGACUCUAAAAGAUGAGGCUGGAGCGAUCUUCAUUGACAGGGAUCCCACCGUCUUUGCCCCCAUCCUCAACUUCCUGCGUACCAAAGAGUUGGACCCCAGGGGUGUCCACGGUUCCAGCCUCCUCCACGAAGCCCAGUUCUAUGGGCUCACUCCUCUGGUUCGUCGCCUGCAGCUGCGGGAGGAGCUGGAUCGAUCUUCUUGUGGAAACGUCCUCUUCAACGGUUACCUGCCCCCACCAGUGUUCCCGGUGAAGCGGCGGAACCGCCACAGCCUGGUGGGGCCCCAGCAGGCGGGAGGACGCCCAGCCCCUGUUCGACGGAGCCACACGAUGCCCCCCAACCUGGGCAACGCGGGGCUGCUGGGCCGCAUGUUGGAGGAGAAAGCCCCUCCUUCUCCCUCAGGGAUACCCGAGGAGCCGGGCAUGGUGCGCCUGGUGUGUGGACACCACAACUGGAUCGCUGUGGCCUAUACCCAGUUUCUCGUCUGCUAUAGGCUGAAGGAAGCCUCUGGCUGGCAGCUGGUGUUUUCCAGCCCCCGCCUGGACUGGCCCAUCGAGCGACUGGCGCUCACAGCCCGUGUGCCUGGUGGCGCUCUGGGUGAGCACGACAAGAUGGUGGCAGCCGCCACCGGCAGCGAGGUCCUGCUGUGGGCUCUGCAGGCAGAAGGCGGUGGCUCGGAGAUAGGUGUCUUCCACCUGGGGGUGCCCGUGGAGGCCUUGUUCUUCGUCGGGAACCAGCUCAUCGCCACGAGCCACACAGGGCGCAUUGGGGUGUGGAAUGCCGUCACGAAGCAUUGGCAGGUCCAGGAGGUGCAGCCCAUCACCAGUUACGACGCAGCCGGCUCCUUCCUCCUCCUCGGCUGCAACAACGGCUCCAUCUACUACGUGGAUGUGCAGAAGUUCCCUCUGCGCAUGAAAGACAACGACCUCCUUGUCAGCGAGCUCUACCGGGACCCGGCUGAGGAUGGGGUCACUGCCCUCAGCGUCUACCUCACGCCCAAGACUAGCGACAGCGGGAACUGGAUCGAGAUUGCCUAUGGCACGAGCUCGGGGGGCGUGCGGGUCAUUGUGCAGCACCCCGAGACCGUGGGCUCGGGGCCUCAGCUCUUCCAGACCUUCACCGUGCACCGCAGCCCCGUCACCAAGAUCAUGCUGUCUGAGAAGCACCUCAUCUCAGUCUGUGCCGACAACAACCACGUGCGGACGUGGUCUGUGACUCGCUUCCGCGGCAUGAUCUCCACCCAGCCCGGCUCCACCCCGCUCGCUUCCUUCAAGAUCCUGGCCCUGGAGUCGGCCGACGGGCAUGGCGGCUGCAGCGCUGGCAAUGACAUUGGCCCCUAUGGCGAGCGGGAUGACCAGCAAGUGUUCAUUCAGAAGGUGGUGCCCGGUGCCAGCCAGCUCUUCGUGCGCCUCUCAUCCACUGGGCAGCGGGUGUGCUCCGUGCGCUCGGUGGACGGCUCCCCCACCACUGCCUUCACGGUGCUCGAGUGCGAGGGCUCCCGGCGGCUCGGCUCACGGCCACGGCGCUACCUGCUCACUGGCCAGGCCAAUGGCAGCCUGGCCAUGUGGGACCUGACCACCGCCAUGGAUGGCCUCGGCCAGGCCCCUGCAGGUGGCCUGACAGAGGAAGAGCUGAUGGAAGAGCUGGAGCAGUGCGAGCUAGCCCCACUGGGCUCCUCGCGGGGCUCCCUCCCCAGCCCCUCACCCCGCACCUCUCUCACCAGUCUCCACUUGGCUUCCAGCAAUACCUCCCUGUCUGGCCUCCGUGGGAGCCCCAGCCCCCCGCAGGCUGAGGCCCGGCGCCGUGGGGGAGGCAGCUUCGUGGAACGCUGCCAGGAACUGGUGCGGAGCGGGCCGGAGCCCCGACGGCCACCAACACCAGCCCCCCGGCCCUCCACGGGUCUCGGGGCUCCCCUCACACCCCCCAAGACGAAGCUCAAUGAAACUUCCUUCUGAACACAGAUACCGUGACGCCUUUGGUUGCCCUGGUUGUGGGGGCCGCAGGUGCCUCCUGCUUCCUCCAGUCAGACCCCCGGGCUCAGGGCCAGGUCCUCCUCAGAGUGGUCACUGUCACUGUCCCCCUUUUCUUGAAGCCAGAUUCUCCCUCCUCACAAUAAAGUCCUCACUGCCGACA
This is a messenger RNA of Choloepus didactylus (southern two-toed sloth), 2329 nucleotides long. It is a transcript of the gene SHKBP1, whose product is annotated as SH3KBP1 binding protein 1. NCBI's taxonomy places the organism in Eukaryota, Metazoa, Chordata, Mammalia, Pilosa, Megalonychidae. The record is from RefSeq and is a predicted model, not a curated record. Gene Ontology annotation, biological process: protein homooligomerization. Bases 37 to 2151 code for a protein of 704 amino acids. The transcript has 18 exons. Gene Ontology annotation, molecular function: protein binding.